Amphiprion ocellaris (clown anemonefish) is the source of this 3290-nucleotide messenger RNA. RefSeq names its product lamin A (gene lmna). Lineage: Eukaryota; Metazoa; Chordata; Actinopteri; Pomacentridae. The coding region runs from base 814 to 2742 and encodes 642 amino acids. The record is from RefSeq and is a predicted model, not a curated record. The transcript is spliced from 13 exons.
AAUAUGUAUACUGUGGAAUUUUUAGUUUUAGUUUUCCACACAACGUGUUUUAACAUUUUUUUAAUUUUUAAAAACAUAUUUCAGACAUUUUACAAACACAGAGAUAUUAUUUAUUUGUUUGUUUGUUUGUUUACAUUUUCCAUACUCCAGUCCACAUUUUGCACAGUGCACUAUUUAUUUAUUUGUUAUUAGCAGUAAUAAUGAUGAGUCACAGUUGAAUUAUAAAGACUUCAUCUGUCGUUUCUUCUCCCCUGAAAGGCAGCUGGAGCCUCACACCAGUUCAGUUUAGAGAAGAAAACCGGUGAAACCAGUCCUGUGGUUCUGCUGGUUGUUUGUUUAACUUGUAUCAGAGUGUGUUGAGACGAGGAUCAGAAGCAGGCAGCUGAUGAUCUGAAGCUCUUAUAUAACUAGAAUCAGUGUAAGUUUGUGCACAAGCAGGAAAAGUCUGAGUGGAAUACAGUAAAUGAGCAGAAAGCAGCCGUCAGCCAAUAGAUUCUCUGGAAACGAUGCUCACAUGGCGUCUGGUGACUCAUUGAUUUGGAGGAUGAGAGGAACAAACCACCUACCGACUGCCAAACCUCUGUCCUCCUCCUCCCUCCUCAUUCUUUCCUACAUGGGCACUUCCAGACCGAGCAGCAGGACUUAGAGAAGCUCCCAGAGUCUGAAGAAAACACCUAGAAACUCUACAAACCUCCAGCAGCAGGACUUAGAGAAGCUCCCAGAGUCUGAGGAAAACACCUAGAAACUCUACAAACCUCCAGCAGCAGAACUUCCUCCUCGUCUCAGCGGCUUUAAAAAGGCAUUAAAGGUGAAAUGGCGACGCCCAAAAACACUCCCCGAGGUGCCGGCACGCCUCUGUCUCCCAACCGCAUCACCCGUCUGCAGGAGAAGGAGGAUCUGUGCAACCUGAACGACCGGCUGGCCGUCUACAUCGACAAGGUGCGCUCCCUGGAGGCCGAGAACGCCGGCCUGCGCCUCCGCAUCACCGAGUCCGAGACGGAGGUGAGCCGCGAGCUGACGGGGCUGAAGGCCGCCUACGAGACGGAGCUGGCCGACGCCCGGCAGACGCUGGACUCGGUGGCCAAGGAGAGAGCCAGGCUGCAGCUGGAGCUGGGGAAGCUCCGGGAGGACCACAAGGAGCUGAAGGCCAGGAACACCAAGAAGGAGUCGGAGCUUUCAGCGGCUCUGCAGAGACUCAAAGACCUGGAAGCUCUUCUGAACUCCAAAGAUGCUUCUCUGACCACAGCUCUGGGAGAGAAGAGAAGUCUGGAGGUGGAGAACCGAGACCUGAAGGCUCAGGUGGCGAAGCUGGACUCCAGUCUGGGCGACGCCAGGAAGCAGCUCCAGGAUGAGAUGCUGAGGAGAGUCGAUGGAGAGAACCGGAUCCAGACUCUGAAGGAGGAGCUGGACUUCCAGAAGAACCUCCACUCUGAGGAGCUGAGGGAGGUCAAGCGGCGCCACGAGUCCCGGAUGGUGGAGCUGGAUAACGGACACCAGCAGGAGUUUGAGAGCAAACUGGCUGAAGCUCUGGUGGAGAUGAGGAACCAGCACGAUCUGCAGAUCAAGAUGUACAAGGACGAGAUCGAGAAGACCUACAACACCAAGCUGGAAAGCGCUCGUCAGUCUGCAGAUCGUAGCAGUCAUCUGGUCGGAGCUGCUCAUGAGGAGCUGCAACAAACUAGAAUCCGUCUGGAAUCAACAUCAGCUCAACUCAGCCAGCUGCAGAAACAGCUCUCAGCCCGCGAGGCAAAGAUCCGAGACCUGGAGGACGCUCUGUCUCGGGAACGAGACUCGACUCGCCGCCUGCUGUCGGAUAAAGACAGAGAGAUGGCAGAAAUGCGUCAGCAGAUGCAACAGCAGCUGGACGAGUAUCAGGAGCUGCUGGACGUAAAGCUGGCUUUGGACAUGGAGAUCUGCGCCUACCGCAAACUGCUGGAGGGAGAGGAGCAGAGGCUGCGUCUGUCUCCCAGUCCUCCUCCCACCAGGGCGGCUGGAAGUCGGACCUCUAACUCGGCUCAUUCCCGCCUCGUCCACUCCAGCGCUCAGGCUUCUCCGGCUAAGAGGCGCCGGCCCAACGACACCGACAGCGAGGCCUCCAGCUUCGCCGGGGGAGCCGUGGCCCGGACCCGGAUCACCCAGCAGGCCUCGGCCAGCGGACGGGUCACCGUGGACGAAGUGGACCUGGACGGGAAGUACGUGAAGCUCAGCAACAAGUCGGACGAGGACCAGAAUCUGGGGAACUGGCAGGUGAAGCGUCAGGUUGGAUCUGGGACUCCGAUCAUCUUCAAGUUCCCUACUAAGUUCACCCUGAAGGCGGGUCAGAGGGUCACGAUCUGGGCCUCUAACUCUGGUGGAACCCACAACCCUCCAUCUGAGCUGCUGUGGAAGACCCAGUCCUCCUGGGGAACCGGGGACUUCCUCCAGACGGUCCUGAUCAGCGCCAGCGGAGAGGAGAUGGCGAUGAGGAAGGUGACCCGCACACAGUUUGAUGAAGAUGAUGAUGACAUGCAGGUGGCCCACAGCACCUGUGGCGACAGCGAGUACAACCUGAGGAGCCGAACCGUCGUCUGUGGAUCCUGUGGACUUCCUUCUGAUAAGUCCAGCAGCUGCUCCGUGUCCUCGGCCUCCAGGUCCUUCCGCAGUGGAGGCAUCUCCGAGGGCUUACUGCCCCACUCCUACGUCUUCAGCACCAGCACACCUCGCAAGACUGGAGGCAGGAUGGAGAACUGUCCAAUCAUGUGAACACCUGGAUCCAUUUUAAAACACUUUGACUUUAGUUACUUUUUAGUUACUAGUUACUAUUAGUUGUAGUUAUUAGUUUGGUUCAUGUACUUUGGAACAAUUUUUUUUUUUUUAACUUUAUACUGCUUUUUAAUAAUACAUGCAAGCAUACAUAUGGAACAUUUUUUGUAGUUUAAAUGCUGGUUGAAGCUGUAACUUUUUGUAUUAAUGACAGUUAAGGUUAAAUAUCGACCAGCAGGCAGUAAAAAGCAAUAAAAGCAGAACCAACCAAUCACUUUUCAUUUUAAAAGUUUUGUUUACAGGUAGAUAAAAACCAGGUAACACUAUAUCAUUUAUAUAAUCUACCUUUUGCAGAUAAAUCUGAUCUGUUUUGUUAUCCUCCAUUGACAAACAGAUGCAGCAGGGUUGCGAUUUAUUUACCUUUUUUGCCAUUUUUUUUGAUUGUAUUAAAUCUGCUCUUCCAAUAAAACAUAUUGACCCUAACCUUGCUACAGAUUUACAGAAUAUUGUGUAUUUUUGCUAUUAUCAAUAAAGAUGUUUUCAGUAAA